AUGCCGACCCCAACACUUGACGGCAUGGGCUGGCAAGAUAGUGGAUUCGUCCUUGUCUUGGAAAUCCGAAUAGAUGGAUUGCCAGGCGCAUUCCACACGAUACACAAUCUCACCUUCCACAACGACUGGGAAGGGUUGACUGACGACGAAGUAUACGGCGAUCCCGACGUCUUGACGCUCUUCGAGAGCGGGCCGUGA
Molecule: messenger RNA, 198 nt
Organism: Cladophialophora bantiana CBS 173.52
Lineage: Eukaryota; Fungi; Ascomycota; Eurotiomycetes; Chaetothyriales; Herpotrichiellaceae
Exons: 1
Coding region: 1-198 (65 amino acids)
Source: RefSeq, a predicted model, not a curated record